Caenorhabditis angaria is the source of this 359-nucleotide messenger RNA. The record is from the annotation of a GenBank genome assembly. NCBI's taxonomy places the organism in Eukaryota, Metazoa, Nematoda, Chromadorea, Rhabditida, Rhabditidae.
AUGAAUGGAGCGAUAUAUGGACAUCGACAACAUUUACCAGGUAAUUUUUAUGAUAUUUUAGUUCGGCAACACAAUUUUUCCGUUGGUGAAUUGGUAUUUUUGCAGGGAAAUGUCGGCGAUAAGAGGGAUCCGAUGGAAAUGAGAAGAAAAAGAACAUCGAGAGGAAUUCAGAGGCUUUAGAAGAUGAUGUUUAUUUUGACAACGGAGAAAGAAGAACAGCUCCACAAUGGAUAUUGAAAAUCCUGUUGCUUAUGAAGAUCUCGAAGUGUUAUUCUCAUCCAACUUGCGACACACUCCUGUCGACAACAAAAUCCGAUUGUGAAGAGGAAAGAGGGAUUUCUGGUGCAACAAAGUUGUGA